Messenger RNA from Thyridium curvatum, 903 nucleotides. RefSeq lists its product as uncharacterized. Bases 1 to 903 code for a protein of 300 amino acids. The transcript has a single exon. The record is from RefSeq and is a predicted model, not a curated record. Lineage: Eukaryota; Fungi; Ascomycota; Sordariomycetes; Thyridiales; Thyridiaceae.
AUGAUUUCUACUGCCGGCUCUACCAAGCCCUCAGGACCCAGAUUUGUGCCGGCAUCCGUGCAAGACCACCGUCGCCGAUCCUCGGACAAGGCCCCAAGGAGUAUAUGGCGGCAUAGGGACUCCUCGGAAAAGACCGUCUCUACACCGGGAAGCCCCCUCUCGGCAUUCCAACGGGUCCGCGACGACAAUGGCCAGGGCAUCUGUCUCGCCGCCGCCCUGAGCACCUGCAGCCUCGCUCCGCGCACUCCGUGCUCAGCAUCAAGGGAGGACGAGGAGCUUCCGGAACAGCCGCCGUCGUCUCGCGCGGCGAGCAGUCUCGGAACGCACAACAUACUCAAGUCCAGGGGGGAUGGCUCGGAUCAACGUUCAUCGAGCCAUCGGCUCUCGCAAGAAAACGAGGUUGCCCCCCUGCAGCCGCUCUACCUCCCUCCCCGGCGCCCGCCCACCCCCGACGGCCUCCCCAACUACGAGCAAGCGCAACAAGAAGCCCUGGCCCGCCGCCGCCGGCAACAGGCGGCGCAACAGACGCGCCUCGCCGCCCCGACCCGGGCAACAACACUUCCCGGCUCCCGCCUGAGGAGGCUGUUCGAGUCGGCACCGCGGCCGCAGCCCAGCCGCGCCGCGCCGCCGGACCCGUACCAGGCACCGCUAUGGCGUCCGCCCGCCAGCCAACAUGCCCUGCCGAGCCACCACCCGUACCUGGCGGCGGCGGCAGCCGCCGCGCAGAGGCCGCCCGGAGUGCCUGGCGGCCCCCGGGCCGUGUCCCUAGACGACUACGCCUUUCUGCGGCAGCUUGACGGCCGGGACGCCGGGUGCACCGGGACAACCGUAGAUGCGCAGGGCAGGCACCACGAGCCUCCACGGCCAGGCCGCGGGUGGUGCUUCUGCUUGCCUCAUGCCUAG